AUGUCCUCAAGAUCAAAUAUAACUGUUUUCCAAGGACCAAGAAAUUUCAGACUACGAUUAAUACUAUCCACAUUAUCUGGGAAGCCAAUCAAGAUUGAAAAAAUACGUUCAGAUGAUUUAAAUCCAGGUUUAAAAGAUUAUGAAGUUUCAUUCUUAAGAUUAUUAGAAGCUGUUACAAAUGGUGGUCGUAUAGAGAUUUCAUACACAGGUACCACUGUCAUUUACCAUCCAGGUUUGAUAAUAGGUGGUGAAUAUACUCAUGUUUGUCCAGACUCUAAACCAGUUGGCUAUUUCAUUGAGCCAUUAUUGUACAUUGCACCAUUUUCGAAAAAGACAUUCUCAAUAAUGUUUAAAGGUAUAACAGCUUCCAAGACAGAUUCAGGUAUAGAGGCCUUAAGAUGGGGGUUAUUACCAAUCAUAGAAAAGUUUGGUGUUAGAGAUGCUGCAAUUCACACUUUGAAAAGAGGUUCACCUCCAAAUGGUGGUGGUGAAGUUCAUUUAGUUGUUAAUUCCAAGAUUCAACGACCAUUAACUAUGCAUGCCACUGAUGCCCCAAAGAUUUCAGCGAUUAGAGGUGUUGCUUAUUGUACAAGAGUUUCUCCAUCAAUAGUGAAUAGAAUGAUUGAUUCAGCAAGAGAUGUUUUGAGACCUAUUGGUUGUGAAGUUGAUAUAACGGCAGAUGUUUGGAGAGGUGAAAAUUCUGGUAAAAGUCCAGGUUUUGGUAUAACUUUAGUUGCAGAAAGUAAAAAAGGUUGGAGAUUUUUUUCAGAAGGUAUAGGUGGUGCUGGUGAAGUUCCUGAAGAUUUAGGUACAAAGAUUGCAUAUGAAUUAUUAGAGGAAAUUUCAAAAUCAAGUAUUGUGGGGAGAAAUCAAUUACCUUUAUCUAUUGUUUAUAUGGUUAUUGGUAGUGAAGAUAUUGGAAGAUUGAGAAUUUCAAAAGAUCAAAUUGAUGAAGAGUUCAUUUGGUUAUUGAGAGAUAUAAAGUCAAUUUUCGGAACAGAAGUGUUUUUAAAAGAAGAAGAUGAUGAUAGUGGAGAUUUCAUUGCAACUGUUAAAGGUGUUGGUUUCACAAAUACAAGUAAAAAAAUUGCAUAG
Hansenula anomala is the source of this 1095-nucleotide messenger RNA. It is a transcript of the gene RCL1, whose product is annotated as rRNA-processing endoribonuclease. Gene Ontology annotation, biological process: endonucleolytic cleavage of tricistronic rRNA transcript (SSU-rRNA, 5.8S rRNA, LSU-rRNA); ribosome biogenesis. NCBI's taxonomy places the organism in Eukaryota, Fungi, Ascomycota, Saccharomycetes, Phaffomycetales, Wickerhamomycetaceae. The record is from RefSeq and is a predicted model, not a curated record. The coding region runs from base 1 to 1095 and encodes 364 amino acids. The transcript has a single exon. Gene Ontology annotation, molecular function: RNA endonuclease activity. Gene Ontology annotation, cellular component: nucleolus.